AUGUGUCGGCGAUGUCCGUCUACUCAUUCACUUCUAAUGGACCAGUCGACGAUGGUGGUUUCGCGCGUCCUUCUAGCGACCGCGAUUCUUCUAUCGUGCUUCUCGGCACUGUUGCUCAUUGCUCCUGCAGAAGUAUGCCAUCCCCAAUACUGUGUGGACAAGGAACUUAGGAGUAGCUUGGAGGCGAUCGAUCAAUCUUCAGUGGAAUGCAGGCUUGUGUCGCUGAAGAAUAUCGCAUGCGAACGUCGUGACGUACGGCCAAGUGCGAGUGACGAUCAAUUCUGUUUCAAGUUGCCCGAAGUACUAUGGAGUGGUAUUUGUUUGAUAUCAUUAACCGCGUUUCUCUGCAUUCAUCUUACGACCAUGGCAGUGGCGACGAAUUCAAGCUACCAGUACGCAAUGCUGUGGAUACUGGAAGCGUUGGAGUUAUCGUUGGCGCUUUUCGCACUGUCCCUACUUGACAGAUUGCAUAGCAAGUGGUAUUACCGGACUCGCUUUGGCCGGCAGUCCGUAAGUGACGUCGAACAGAACAGUGGACAGAGCAAAACUCAGCCUGGGCAGAGUACCGACGCCAUUGACUGGCAAACCGCGGGACUGCAGCCGAUCCCCAACAUUCCGGAACAGUGGUUCGUUGCAUACGUCUGUUCCAUGAUCGUGCUCUUCGUACUCGUUGUAAACGCAUGCAUCCAACCUAGAAAGCGCGAUCGUCUCGAAUCUCACGCACAACCGCGUAGUAACGAACCGUAUUGCAGAGAAUCGGACACCAUCGACGCCGUACAAACGAUCGAAAUGCAAACCACACAUGAAGAACCGCCUCCCAAAUAUCAUACACUAUUUCCUGAAAGUUUUGGACCCUUUGCCGCAAGUUCGGUGAACAGUAGUGAUCGUCAACCAAAGUUCUAA
Messenger RNA from Soboliphyme baturini, 903 nucleotides. Lineage: Eukaryota; Metazoa; Nematoda; Enoplea; Dioctophymatida; Soboliphymatidae. The record is from the annotation of a GenBank genome assembly.